CCCCUCCCCUUCCAUCGCCUGUUUGAUCAUUCUCAUUUCAGAAACUCCCAAAUAUUCCGAGCCCACCAUACAGGCUCGGUUUCACAAUGGCUCAACGAAAGUAUUUCAUUCUUGACAAACUGAUCGAUGCAGGAGAGAUAGACAGCUUUCUUGGCCGAGUAGUUGAGACCAAGUCGCAGCCGCUGGCAAGAUUCGCACCUUGCCGUCCUCUCACACCCGAAGAGAGACCGCAUAACACGAACGACAUCAUUCCCGGGAUACUUCCGGAGCCAUCAGUAUCAAUCAAUAGGAAAGAAACAAUCCAAAUUUUCCGCGAGAAAGGCAUCAGUGGCCAACUAUCUGCACUCCUGGGGUUCGACAUCAUGCGAGGUUCGUCCGAAACUAGGCAGCUAGAAAGCGAGCUGGUAAAACAAUACACCCUUUCCAAUCCAGUGCAAUAUUUCGAAACCCUCAUGCACGAUCAGGACUAUGCGCAGGACGUUCGCGCGCUCUUGGAGACCACCAAAUCCCAUCAUGCAUACUUGGUCACUGGCUUUCUCACUGCAGUCCGUGCCACCUGGACCAUAACAUCUGGGACCAAUACUGCGAAUAGCCUAGGUGUCAAUAUCCCGUUAUCCACUCUCAUAAAUGUUCCCGUGCCAGGAUUGUUGGAUUUCAGUUUCCAGCCGCGGAUAUCCUCCGGUGCACAACACACUCGCGAGCUAUCCUCUGACCAAGAGGAAAUCUUCGCCGUGUCGUACUCAGUGGUGGAGUGGAAACAUCGGGGCGUGCCCUUACCGGGAUUCGGCAUCAAGGCUCCGGUUUUGGGCCGCCCAAAACGAGCAAAAGCGUAUCAUCUGGCGCUGGGACAUGAUGACGGCAGUAGUGAAGAGAUAGAGCUGGACUCGGACGAAGAGAGUAUCGAAGCUGGCGGCUGGGGAGCGACACCUGUCAAAGUUUGUGCCGAAGUCCUCGUCAAUAGCACUGAGAUGGAGAGAGAGUAUUUAUCGUCCGAGCUGGUCUCGAAUUUCCAACUUUAACUAGAUGAGGACCUCCUUAUAGAUUUGGGGCAACAGAAUAGCUUGCUGCCGGGGCUACAGGUGUAAAUGCGGCUGUCAAUGGCCUCAAUAGUGGUCAUUUUCAGAGUUGAUUUCUCAGAUCCUCGCAUUCUGUAUGUAAUUAAACACAAAACAGUAUAAUCAGUGAAUAGAAUAUUAAAUAAGGACCAUAUAGUACAUUUCAAUAUAGAGCAGG
This is a messenger RNA of Aspergillus versicolor CBS 583.65, 1233 nucleotides long. RefSeq lists its product as uncharacterized. The transcript has a single exon. The record is from RefSeq and is a predicted model, not a curated record. The coding region runs from base 87 to 1019 and encodes 310 amino acids. Lineage: Eukaryota; Fungi; Ascomycota; Eurotiomycetes; Eurotiales; Aspergillaceae.